Nicotiana tabacum (common tobacco) is the source of this 562-nucleotide messenger RNA. The record is from RefSeq and is a predicted model, not a curated record. NCBI's taxonomy places the organism in Eukaryota, Viridiplantae, Streptophyta, Magnoliopsida, Solanales, Solanaceae.
AAAAAGAACACAACACAGAAAUAUUUAUUUUAAGAAAUGGGUAUUAAUUAACUCUAAAUAGUUCUAGCAAAUGAAUCAAGAACUCUAAAAUAGGAGCACUUACAUAUAAAUGAACAUUCAAAAUUCCAUUGUCUUAUUUUCAAUUUGUUUAAUUCCAAAUUGUAAAGAGGCUGCAAUUUGAAGCAAAACAAUGGCGAAGCGGUUAUCGUCGCCGUCGCUUAUGACUCGGGCUGUUAACUCAGUAUUCACUUUCGUCCGAUUCGCUGAGUUUGAGAUUCUCUUUGUCCUCUUUUUCCUUAUAGCAUAUCUAAUCUUCAAAGAUCUGACAUCAAGACCUGAGUAUAAUCAGAUAUUGCUGAAGAAAUCGGGUGGACCUGAUUGGUUGCCUUAAAUUAUUUGAUAUUCUUGUGUAUUUUCAUGUAAUAUAGCAAAAUAUGAUUUUCUUCUUAGCUUAGCAAAUGUUUAACACUUAGUUGUGAAUUGUGAUAAUGAAAUUUCUGGUUUCCUAUAUGGGAUGUACUAACUGAUAUUCUCUCGAUAUGGUUCAUUUUUCACUUCCCCA